Microthlaspi erraticum is the source of this 474-nucleotide messenger RNA. The record is from the annotation of a GenBank genome assembly. Lineage: Eukaryota; Viridiplantae; Streptophyta; Magnoliopsida; Brassicales; Brassicaceae.
AUGACGCAGCUAAUGAGCGACGCCGAGCCUCCGGUUCUCGGUCCGACGACGGUGGAUCCAUUUCGGAACGACACCCCUGGAGUUUGCGGAUUGUACGAGGCGAUUAAGAUCGUGAUUUGCCUCCCGAUUGCUCUGGUUAGACUUGUUCUCUUCGGGCUUAGCUUAGCUAUUGGUUACUUGGCUACGAAAUUGGCGCUCGCUGGCUGGAAAGAUAAACACAACCCUAUGCCUCAAUGGAGAUGUCGAAUCAUGUGGAUCACUCGGAUCUGUACCAGAUGUAUCCUCUUCUCUUUCGGUUAUCAGUGGAUACGAAGGAAAGGGAAACCUGCUCGGAGGGAGAUUGCUCCGAUUGUUGUAUCAAACCAUGUAUCAUAUAUUGAACCAAUCUUCUAUUUCUAUGAAUUGUCACCAACCAUUGUUGCAUCGGAGUCGCAUGAUUCGCUUCCAUACACAUCAGAGAGAGAGAGAAAGUGA